Colletotrichum costaricense is the source of this 1530-nucleotide messenger RNA. RefSeq lists its product as uncharacterized. Bases 1 to 1530 code for a protein of 509 amino acids. The record is from RefSeq and is a predicted model, not a curated record. The transcript has a single exon. Lineage: Eukaryota; Fungi; Ascomycota; Sordariomycetes; Glomerellales; Glomerellaceae.
AUGCUCGACGAGAACCUGCCCACCUUCCACUUCCGCCCCUCCUCCGAUAACCCUCAGAACACCAUUCUCUACUUCACUCACCAAGGCUCCGACCCGGUGCCAAAUUACGUCCUCAAGCGUGCUGACCCCGCCAACCCGGUCGCCCGUAACAAGUACGCCGCUGCCCUCACGGACAUCGCUUCCCAGCAGAUCAUCUACGCCGAAGUCCUUGUCGAGCCGGAAUGGACCCAGCCGACACUCUCAGCCGCUGAGGUCCGCGUCCAAAACGGUACCCCGGCCCCGCCACAACCCAUCUUGCCCGACCAGGUCACGCUGCAGCUCUACAACCCGGACUCGCAGGUCGUCAUCAAGAUGAAAUCCGGAAGCUGGGGCAAGUCCGACAGCUGGGAGUUUGAGAUGCCCGAGCAGAGCUUCCGCGCGCCGAGUGCCAGCCUGCUCGAUCGAUCCUCUGAUGAUCCACCUAUUAGCGAUACCGUCCCCAAGGUCGUGUUCCGCUGGAAACGAGACGGCAGAUUAAGCAAGGAUAUGACGUGCUACAUGGUCGGCAAGAGCGUCGCUGGCAAGAAGAGCAAAGAGCCUGAUAUCACGGUCGCCAUGUUCAAGGACACAAAGCAUGAGAGCGCCGUAACCAUCUACGAGCCCAACCUGCAGCGUGUGGACGUGGAAGACCGCAAGGGACUGGACAUUGUCCUGCUACUCGGCGCCGAGGUUCUCCGCGACCUGUUCCUGAACCCCAGACAGAACGUCUUCAACCUGACGGCGACGCCGCCCCCCACGACCGGUCGGCGCAAGAACUCCAAGCCACCUCCGGUGUCCAUGGCGCCGGCACCGCCCGCGGCUGCCAUGUCCGGCGCCAUCGGCAACAAGCCCGCCUCGCCCCCUGCACAAUCCAUGAACAAUGGUCCUCCCAGGCCCAAUGCUCGCCAACAGUGGGAGAUUGACAACGAGACCAAGCGUCUACAGGCCAUGGUAGCACAGGAAGAGCGGCAGGCGCGCGAGCGCGAGCGACGGGACGCUGAGGAAGCGAAGCGCAUCAAGAAGAUGCUCGAUAAGGAGGAAGCCGAUCGCCGACGCAAAGAGGCCGAGAUCGAGGCCGAGACGGAGCGACUUCGCAGACUCUAUGGCGUCCCGCCUAGUCAGUCGAACCCGAAUUUACCACCGCGCCAUCAGCCGCCGCCCGGAACCACGCCGGGCUCUUGGCACGUGGCGCCGGCGCAGCCACCGCGGCCCAACAGCGCGGGACCGUAUAACGGACCCCCGGGGACCAGCGCGUAUCGUCCGCAGGUGCGAUUUGCGCAGCCGCCGCCGACGAUGAGUGGUGGUGCGUCGUCUCAGCCGCAACAGCAGCAACAGUCGCAGUCGCAGUCGCAGCAGGCCGGCCGUGGGAAGCUUCCGAACCUCAUGUCGGGACUGCUUCAGGGACCUUACGCGAACCCGGCUGCCAGCGUCAGCAACUUCUUCCAUCGGGACCGGUCUGAGGAAGAGGAGAAGAAGCGAAAGGUCGCUAAGAAGAGGAGUGUGCAUUUCUGA